Messenger RNA from Quercus lobata, 753 nucleotides. Its product is annotated as zinc finger protein ZAT11-like. The record is from RefSeq and is a predicted model, not a curated record. The transcript has a single exon. Gene Ontology annotation, biological process: response to stress; response to chitin. NCBI's taxonomy places the organism in Eukaryota, Viridiplantae, Streptophyta, Magnoliopsida, Fagales, Fagaceae. The coding region runs from base 180 to 692 and encodes 170 amino acids.
UUCUAGACCCUUUAACUCGCCCACACGCCUAUUAUAAAUACCAAGACUUCCUUGCUUCUCUUCCUCGUUAAACAUUUGCCUUUCAUUAGUUUCAUAUCAUUUACGUUACUAAAAGUUGACCUCUAAAAAACCCCCAACAACAACAUUUUUGUGUUCUUACUUCUGUUUUUUACGUAACUAUGGCAAUGAAGAGAAUGAGAGAAGAUGGUGGGAUAGAGAGCUUAGACAUGGCUAAUUGUCUAAUGCUACUCUCUCAUAGCCUAGAGACCAAGCCCAGGAAAGCCUCACUGGUUGAUGUGUUUGAGUGCAAGACUUGUAAUCGCCAAUUCCCAUCAUUUCAAGCUCUUGGUGGCCACAGAGCGAGCCACAAGAGACCAAAAUUGAUGGGGGAAGAACUGAAAGGGCGUACAAAGUCUCAGACCCUGGGAAAUAAGCCUAAGAUGCAUGAGUGCUCAAUAUGUGGGCUUGAGUUUGCUAUGGGGCAAGCUUUGGGUGGUCACAUGAGGAGGCAUAGAGCAAUGAUGGAUGGUUCAUUUUCUUCCGCUGCCAUAGAAAAGAAAGUGCCGGUGCUGAAAAGAUCAAAUAGUACGAGGGUUAUGUGCUUGGACUUGAACUUGACACCUUUGGAGAAUGAUUUGAAGUUACUAUUUGGGAAGAAGGCUCCUCAAAUUGACUUUACUUUGAUGAUUUGAUUUGAUACCACAAUUGUAGUGGGUGCUAACAAUUUUUCAUUUCAGAUUCAUUGAUUUUUUU